CCGCAUCCGAUCAAAUCUGAGGCGCUGGCUCAGCCCAGACGUGCCUGCUGCAAUUUCUUCACCGGUCGGUCUGAGUCGGCGUAUCGAUCCGGGGCCAAGAUAAAAGCCGCUUCUGGCCUGCGACAGCUCGCACGCUGCCCGAUCGAUGGUCGAUUGAGGCCAGACCGUGGCCUGACCGCCGGUCAAAUACUCGCGUUCCCGGCGCCAUUUUUUGUGUUUAUUUCUGCUCCAGCCACUUUGUCCUCUGGGUCGGUUUAUGGAGGUGCGGCGCAAGAACCUUCGUGGAACUGGAGCCGUUUGAAUACGCGGCUAGGCGCCUCUGGAGGCACCCCCACGUUGCCACCCCAUUCUUUCGUGUGCUACACGUCAGCAAUAAAGUCGGGUGAACAGAACAAGCCUGAACACACCCACACAAACACACAUACACCAAAUGCCCGGUUGAUGACUGGAUCUUCGUGUCGUUCCCGUCUCCUUUUGUCUUUGGCACCAUUUUUAACAGUUUGUUUUGUUGGCCAGGUUAUUCUGCCGCCUUUUCGUCCUCUUCACUCACGACAAUCUCGGCCAAGAAACGACCGCCCACGAGGACUACAGACUCUGUCUCCUCUUCAGGCGUUCAGCAACGAUGGCGAUCUUUCUGGCCGGAGCAAUCUUCUCUCCUUUUGGUUUAUCCUUCAGCCCAGGAGUCUUAAUGUCUAUCGUGCUUUUUUGCCUACCCCCAGAGAAUUCCAGUUAUUAUAG
This is a messenger RNA of Protopolystoma xenopodis, 738 nucleotides long. NCBI's taxonomy places the organism in Eukaryota, Metazoa, Platyhelminthes, Monogenea, Polystomatidea, Polystomatidae. The record is from the annotation of a GenBank genome assembly.